ACGUGGACAAUCAUGCAUGUGCUCUUCUGGGGCUUGGGGUUCCUGCUAUUCCCUGAUUUCUUGAACGUGGUCGCAUCUACGGGGAGAUUGCUCUUGAAUUCAAGCACAGUAAAAGAGGAGAUCGGCGCUUAUGAGAUCGUAACACCGGUGCGCGUAAAUGAAGCCGGUGACAAGUUUCCAACCGGCGUGCACUUCAAGAGGAAAAGGCGAAGUUUGGACGAGGGCACGGGCAACACCACGGACCACUGGGCCUCGCCGAACAUCCACUACAGGAUCUCUGCUUUCGGACAGAGCUAUCACCUCAACCUGACGCUGGAAUCGGGAUUUAUCGCACCUUUGUACACUGUGACGAUACUUGGAGUACCCCGAGGGGACAACAUAACGGAUUUUGCAACGGAUGGGGAGGGAGAGGUGGGGGUGGCGGGGGUGGAGGAGGAGGACACGGAGUUAAGGCACUGCUUCUAUAAAGGACAUGUAAAUGCACAUGCAGACCACGCCGCGGUCAUCAGCUUGUGCUCCGGACUGCUCGGCACUUUCAGGUCUCCAGAAGGGGAGUAUUACGUGGAGCCCCUGCACAACUACCAAGGAGAACACUAUGAAGAGGAACACACAAAACCUCAUAUUGUAUACAGGAAGAGUGCACCCAAGAAUCAGACGACUGGGGAGACCUCAGCUUGUGACACUUCAGGGCACAAACACAGAAAUAAGCGGCAGAAGCCGAGGAGGAGGGCGGCGGCCGGGGUCGCCGCGGUGCCCGGCGCCGGCGCCGACCCCGACCCCGCGGUCAGCGCCGGUAUCUUCGGCGAUCUGGAGCUGCUGAGCGCCGGCCUGGCCGGUAAUGAUGUGCUGGGACCGGAGCGCAGCGGCGCGAGCAUGAGAGCUUCAAAUGAUAGCGGCGGCGACUCAGGACCUCACAGGAGAUCAAAGCGCUUCCUCUCCUACCCGCGCUUCGUUGAAGUCAUGCUGGUGGCCGACAGCAAAAUGGUGGAGCAUCACGGCAGCAACCUGCAGCACUACAUGCUCACGUUAAUGUCCAUCGUGUCUUCGAUCUACAAGGACCCGAGCAUUGGCAAUCUGAUCCACAUUGUGAUUGUGAAGUUGGUGAUAAUAAACAACGAGCAGGACGGUCCAGUCAUUUCUUUCGAUGCACAGGACACUUUAAAGAACUUCUGCAACUGGCAGGAGAGCCAGAACUCCCUGGAUGUGAACCACCACUCCCAUCACGACACGGCCAUCCUCAUCACCAGGCAGGACAUCUGCAGAGAAAUGGAUAAGUGUGACACCUUAGGGCUGGCGGAGCUGGGGACGGUGUGCGAUCCGUCUCGGAGCUGCAGCAUCAGCGAGGACAACGGACUCAGCACCGCGUUCACCAUCGCCCACGAACUGGGCCAUGUGUUCAACAUGCCACACGACGACAGCAACAAGUGCAAGGAGGACGGCGUGAAGGUCCAGCAGCAUGUGAUGGCUCCCACGCUCAACUACAACACAAACCCUUGGAUGUGGUCCAAGUGUAGCAGGAAGUACAUCACAGAGUUCCUUGACACAGGAUAUGGUGAGUGCUUGCUCAACGAGCCCGUUUCUAGGCCGUACAGUCUCUCGCAGCAGCUGCCCGGGCGGAUAUACAAUGUCAAUAAACAGUGUGAAUUGAUAUUUGGGCCGGGAACGCAGGUGUGCCCUUAUAUGACUCAGUGCCGGCGGUUGUGGUGCACCAGCCCGGAGGGCGCCCAGCGGGGCUGCAGAACCCAACACAUGCCCUGGGCAGAUGGCACCGACUGCUCCCCCGGAAAGCACUGCAAACACGGCCUGUGCAUCGCCAAGGAGCACGACGCCGCGCCGGUGGACGGGGCGUGGGGCGUCUGGAGUCCGUUCGGGACCUGCUCGCGGACGUGCAGCGGAGGCAUCAAGAUCGCCAUGCGCGAGUGCAACCGGCCCGUGCCCAGGAACGGGGGAACGUAUUGUGUGGGCCGCCGGAUGAAGUUCCGUUCCUGUAACUCUGAGCCCUGCUCCAAGCAGAAGAAGGACUUCAGGGAGGAACAGUGCGCCGCCUUCGACGGCCGGCACUUCAACAUCAACGGUCUACCUCCAAACGUUCGCUGGGUGCCCAAGUACAGCGGAAUUCUGAUGAAGGACCGGUGCAAGCUGUUCUGCAGGGUGGCGGGCAGCACGGCCUACUAUCAGCUCAGGGACAGGGUCAUCGACGGCACGCCGUGCGGACCCGACACCAACGACAUCUGUGUCCAGGGCCUGUGCCGGCAAGCCGGCUGCGAUCACGUGCUGAACUCCAAAGCCAGGAGGGACAAGUGCGGCGUGUGCGGCGGCGACAACUCCUCCUGCAAAACCGUGGCGGGCACCUUCAACAUUGUGCGCUACGGUUAUAAUGAAGUCGUUCGAAUACCCAGCGGUGCUACGAACAUAGAUGUGCGUCAACACAGCUACUCAGGGAAACCAGAGGAUGACAACUACCUCGCCAUAUCAAACAGCCGUGGAGAGUUCCUGCUUAACGGAGACUUCGUGGUCAGCAUGUUCAAAAGGGAAAUCAAAGUAGGAAACGCCAUCAUCGAGUACAGCGGCUCGGACCAUGGUGUUGAGAGGAUCAACUGCACCGAUCGCAUCGAAGAAGAAAUCAUUGUCCAGGUGCUGUCUGUGGGGAACCUCUACAACCCAGAUGUCAGGUACUCCUUUAACAUCCCCAUAGAGGACAAGCCUCAGCAGUUCUUCUGGGAUGCAUACGGGCCCUGGCAGGAGUGCAGCCGCCUGUGCCAAGGCGAGCGCAAACGGAAGAUCCUGUGCAGCAGAGAGUCUGACCGAGUGAUGGUGUCGGACCAGAGGUGUCACGGUACAGCCCGGCCCGCCGUCAUCACCGAGCCCUGCAACACCGAGUGUGAAGUCAGGUGGCACGUAGCUCGGAAGAGCGAGUGCACGGCGCAGUGCGGUCCGGGAUACCGCACGCUGGAGAUAUACUGCGCCAAGAUCAGCCGCACGGACGGGAAGACGCAGAAGGUCGACGAGCGCUACUGCAGCGGUCUGCGCAAGCCGGACGACAAGGAGCCGUGUCACGGAGACUGCAACCCGGGCGGGUGGGAGUACUCGUCCUGGUCAGAGUGCUCCAAGAGCUGCGGCGGGGGAACCCGGCGGCGAGGGGCGGUGUGCCGCAAGGCGGCGGAGGCCGGCGGCGACGAGAGCAAGUGCAGCCAGAGAGACAGGCUGACCGUCCAACCCUGCAACGAAUUCCUCUGUCCACAGUGGAAGACCGGGGACUGGUCCGAGUGCCUGGUGACCUGCGGGAAAGGCUACAAGCACCGACAGACGUGGUGCCAGUUCGGCGAGGACCGCCUGGACGAUCGCUUCUGCGGCUCGUCCAAACCCGAGUCGGUGCAGACCUGCCAGCAGCAGGAGUGUGCCUCCUGGCAGGUCGGGCCCUGGGGACAGUGCACUACCUCUUGCGGGCCAGGCUACCAGAUGCGAGCAGUGAAAUGUGUGGUUGGCUCUUAUGGUGCCGUCAUGGAUGACACUGAAUGUAACGCUGCCACCCGACCCACUGACACACAGGACUGUGAACUGGCCCAAUGUCCCAGCAGCCACCCAAUCCCCCCGGGGACCAAAGUCCCUUCCCACCAGGGCCACAAAACCCAGUGGCGCUUUGGAUCCUGGACCCAGUGCAGUGCCAGCUGUGGCAAGGGGACGCGGAUGCGCUACGUCAGUUGCCGCGACAACCAGGGCGGCGUGGCGGAGGAGGCGGCGUGCGCCCACCUUCCCAAACCCCCCGCCAGGGAGGUGUGCUCAGUGGUGGCCUGCGGACAGUGGAAGGUUCUGGAAUGGACCGUGUGCUCGGUCACCUGCGGCCAGGGGAAAACCACACGGCAGGUGGUGUGCGUCAACUUCAGCGAGCAGGAAGUGAGCGCCAGCGAGUGCGACCCCGACGACCGUCCCACCACGGAGCAGGACUGCGCCAUGUCUCAGUGUCCGGCCCGGUCCAGCGAGUCCCGCCCCCUGCCGUCCUCACCCAACGCCGGCCCCAGGAGCAACCUGCCCCGCAGCCAGUCCCACCAGUGGAGGACCGGACCCUGGGGCGCGUGUUCCAGCACGUGUGCGGGAGGCUUCCAGCGGCGAGUCGUAGUGUGCCAGGACGAGAACGGCUACCCUGCCAACAGCUGCGAGGACCGCAGCCGACCCAGCGAGCAGCGGUCCUGCGAGUCGGGGCCCUGCCCCCAGUGGGUCUACGGCAACUGGGGAGAGUGCACCAAGCCGUGCGGCGGCGGCAUCAAGACGCGGCUGGUGGUGUGUCAGCGUCCCAACGGCGAGCGCUUCAACGACCUGAGCUGCGAGAUCCACGACAAGCCGCCGGAUCGCGAGCAGUGCAAUACUCAGCCGUGCCCGUCUAGCCCGCACUGGAGCGCAGACCCAUGGAGCUCGUGUUCGGCCUCCUGUGGACGGGGCUUCAAAACCCGGAAGGUGAGCUGCGUGACGGGGUCGGGCCGUCCCGUCCCGGAGGACAGCUGCCAGCACCUUUCUCCAAAACCCAGCAAGCAGAGGCGCUGCCGAGGGGGGCGAUGCCCCAAGUGGAAGACGGGCAACUGGGGAGAGUGCUCGGCGUCGUGCGGAGACGGCAUCCAGCGGCGGGACGUGUUCUGCCAGGUGGGCGACCGCCGCAGCCCCACGGAGAGCGGCUGCUCCCCGCGCUCCAGGCCGCCGUCCAGCCGGAGCUGCCGGGCCGCGGACUGCCCCUCCCGGUACCGCUGGAGGGAAGGCGAGUGGCAGACGUGCAGUAAGUCGUGCGGGUCGGGCCGCAGGCAGCGAGCGCUGCAGUGUGUGGACCACAGCCAGCAGGAGGUCCACGAGACGUACUGCGUCAACCAGAUCAAACCGCCCAAGCUGGAGAGCUGCAACACUCACGCCUGUGAGUUCGUCUGGAUCACCGGAGAGUGGACGGAGUGCUCAGCCAGCUGUGGCCAGGGCUACCGCCAGCGCCUGGUCUCCUGCAGCGAGGUGCAUGUGGAGAAUGACAACUAUGAGUACGGCCAUCAGUCUCUGUCCAACUGCCCCGGGACCCCCCCCGAGAGCUACAUGCCUUGUAACCUGGACCCGUGCCCGCAGCCGCAGGAGUGGAGGGCUGGAAUCUGGGGACCGUGCUCGGUGAGCUGUGGGGACGGCGUGAUGGAGAGGACGGUGCAGUGUGUGUCAGCAGACGGUCAGAAAAGCAGCAGGUGUGCUCGAGGAGCCGUGCCAGAAGCCCGAAAAGUCUGCAGAAAUCCAAGCUGUCAUCUGCCUUUCAGCUGUCAAGACGUCCAGAGCGCGAACGGCCCCGGUCCAGACGGCGAACACUUUCUCAGCGUUCAAGGAAAAGCACUCAAGGUCUACUGUGCAGGAAUGCAGACGGAGGCUCCGCAGGAGUACAUCACCCUGACAACUGGCGAAGGGGAGAAUUUCUCUGAGAUCUAUGGCUUCAGGCUCAACGACCCCACCCAGUGUCCGGCCAACGGCUCCAGGAGAGACGACUGCGACUGCCGGAGAGAUUACUCCGCCGCCGGCACUACCACUUUCUCCAGAGUCCGCCUGGACCUCAGCAAGAUGAGCAUCAUCACCACGGACUGGAAAUUUGCCGUCACCCGUGAAGGCAAGAGCGUUCCAUUCGCCACAGCCGGGGACUGCUACAGCGCCGCCCGCUGUCCACAGGGCCGGUUCAGAAUCAACCUGUCAGGAACGGGUUUCAUGGUGGCUGAAGGCGUCUCCUGGAUUUCCCAGGGAAACUACGCCGUGGCCAAUAUACACAAAUCACAGGAUGGCAGCACAGUGUCAGGAAUGUGUGGAGGUUAUUGUGGGAAAUGCACGCCGUCCUCUGGCCGCACUCUGCCCGUCACAGUGGAGUAGAGCUGUGAAACAGGAUUUUCACUGAUCUUCAGGGGAUCAUAGUGUGAACUCGUCCCUCCUCAUUGGUGCUACGGUCCUCGUCCGGGUCAAACCCCUCUCCUCAUGUGCAUAUUGUAAAUGAAUGUGGUGUAAGUACUGUACAUAUCAGGACAAAGUCUUUUAUUUAUUGUAUUCGCCAUUUAU
Messenger RNA from Salarias fasciatus (jewelled blenny), 6051 nucleotides. RefSeq names its product ADAM metallopeptidase with thrombospondin type 1 motif, 9 (gene adamts9). Gene Ontology annotation, molecular function: zinc ion binding; metalloendopeptidase activity. Gene Ontology annotation, cellular component: extracellular matrix. Lineage: Eukaryota; Metazoa; Chordata; Actinopteri; Blenniiformes; Blenniidae. The record is from RefSeq and is a predicted model, not a curated record. The coding region runs from base 13 to 5868 and encodes 1951 amino acids. The transcript has 40 exons. Gene Ontology annotation, biological process: extracellular matrix organization; proteolysis.